CGGAAUCAUGGAGAUACCUCAACUCCUCCAUCCUAUAUAACUUUCAUCCUUUCCCCCAUGGGCUUCUGUCAUCACUCUCAUCUCAUCCCCGCAAACCCACGUGGCAAGAUUUCAUUCUCUCCUGCAUAGCAUACUGCCUAGCUUAUGUCGUCCACCUCCUCGUCAGGUUCAGUGGAAAAAUUUUCAGUCCCAAUGGCUAAGACCGCUCACGAAGAGCACCCUCACCUCGAUGUCCCUCAAGCCCCCAGCCGACGUACCUCGGUGGCGGGCAUGCCUGCUUUUGCGGAACACGGUCCCCUAGUUGAUCACAAGAUCCCGCAGGCUGAAGCUGUCCAGCAAGAACCAGAUUUGGCAUGGAGCCGAAUCCGACACUAUCUUCGAGAACCGCUUUCCGAGUUCUUUGGAGUCUUCAUCCUCAUCAUGUUCGGAGACGGUGUCGUCGCCCAAGUCGUUCUCAGUGGCGGCACCAAGGGUGAUUAUCAAUCCAUCUCUUGGGGCUGGGGUCUUGGUGUCAUGUUAGGUGUCUACUCUAGUGGUAUCUCAGGCGCACAUCUCAAUCCUGCUGUAACCUUCGCCAACUGCGUCUUCCGAAAAUUCCCCUGGAGAAAAUUCCCUGCCUACAUGCUGGCUCAGGUUCUCGGCGCUAUGGUAGCCUCUGCGGUUGUCUACGCCAACUACAAAUCAGCUAUUGAUGUUUUCGAAGGAGGAGCACAUAUCCGCACUGUCGGUGGCGAGACCUCGACUGCUGGCAUCUUCUGCACCUACCCCGCGGCAUUCAUGACCAGAACUGGCAUGUUCUUUUCCGAGUUUAUUGCCAGUACCCUCCUUAUGUUCCUCAUCUACGCCCUGAAAGACGACGGAAACAUUGGAGCUGGACCCCUUACACCACUUUGUCUCUUUUUUGUCAUCUUUGGCAUUGGUGCUUGCUUUGGCUGGGAAACCGGCUAUGCUAUCAACCUUGCUCGUGACUUUGGUCCUCGCUUGGUCUCCUACAUGAUCGGCUAUGGCCAUGAGGUCUGGUCCUUCGGUGGCUACUACUUCUGGAUCCCUAUGGUCGCACCUUUCAUGGGCUGCACUUUUGGAGGCUGGCUUUAUGAUACCUUCUUGUUCACAGGUGAAAGCCCGAUCAACACUCCCUGGAUGGGCUUGAAGCGCUUCACCCAGCCAAAGCGAUCCGUUUGGUCCAAUACCUACCAACCCAAUAUCGACGAACAUAUGGCGUAAAUAUCGGUGCUUCGGCGGAGGCGUCAGAGAGAUUAAAACUUUUGCGGUGUGGAUAUAAGAGAUUUGCGCGUCCACGCCCGUCAUCGGUAGAGUGUCACCGGCAAGAAAAUUCAAUGCGGGAACUCUGAAGCAAUUUACCUGCUUUACUGUGGAAUACGAAGUGGCCACAGCUCGCUCGAAGGGAAGGUCACUGUACAUAUGACGUUCGAGCACAGGAGAUGAUCAGAGAGAUGAACAUAGGAUGAAUGACUUUAUUACGACCUUGAA
This is a messenger RNA of Exophiala xenobiotica, 1491 nucleotides long. RefSeq lists its product as uncharacterized. Gene Ontology annotation, molecular function: water channel activity; glycerol channel activity. NCBI's taxonomy places the organism in Eukaryota, Fungi, Ascomycota, Eurotiomycetes, Chaetothyriales, Herpotrichiellaceae. Bases 145 to 1224 code for a protein of 359 amino acids. Gene Ontology annotation, biological process: glycerol transmembrane transport; water transport. Gene Ontology annotation, cellular component: plasma membrane. The transcript has 4 exons. The record is from RefSeq and is a predicted model, not a curated record.